CCUUCAUCCACUUGUUCUUAUUUGUGUAACCAAACACACACCGAAAAUAAUACCCAAAUUUGUUCCAUCCCAAUUUCCAGCACCUUCUUCCUUCUUUCUUUUUCCUUUUUUUUUUUUUUUUGUUUUUCUGGAGAACAACCUGGGUUCUUGGAGAGCCCAGACCUGGGUUCUUCUCGGAGAACCUAGAUCGGGUUCUUGUUCUCCGGGUUCUCCAUUUCUCUCGACUUCUUUUCGGAUGGAUCUAUGGUUACUUUGAAUUGGCUGUUUGUUUUCAUGUUUCCAUGUUCUCCGUUUAUUUCUUUGGAAUCUGGGUUCUCUUGGUAAGAACACUUGCUUAGCUUCAUGCUCAGCCUCCUUUCCUACAGCUUCUGGUUUUCCUGCAGGUAGAGUAAGGGAUGAGCGUGCUUUUGGGUUGUCUAAAACUGGAAACCCACAAAACCCAAGUGGUCCCGACCCUAGCUUUUCCGACAUGGGUGAGGACGGAAUGAAGGUGAAGACAGGAUCUGUGGUAGUUCAAUUAAUUUUUGGUGUAUCGAUAGCGAUUGGCAAUGUUUUGAUCUUGGUGUAGCUAUUUUGGAAAAAAUGGAGGUUGAAUUGGCCUUCAUGACUAGGGAGUUCGAAGGAGAUAACCCAGAUUGGAGAAAUGGAGGUUGGAUUUGGAGAAAUGGAAGUCCGGGAAGGCCGAUUGAAAUGGUUUCACCAAAUUGGGACGAGUCUGUAGAGCUUGGAGGGAUUGAAAUGGAGGUCGAAUUUGGAGAAAUGGAGGUUGGGGAAGGCCGAUUGAAUUGCCUUCAAGACUAGGGAUUUCAAAGGAGAUAACCCAGACAAGCCAGGGAUGAGUUUUU
This is a messenger RNA of Rubroshorea leprosula, 845 nucleotides long. Lineage: Eukaryota; Viridiplantae; Streptophyta; Magnoliopsida; Malvales; Dipterocarpaceae. The record is from the annotation of a GenBank genome assembly.